GAAGCAGACACAGCAAGGGUAGGGGCCUAAAGCCAGACAGAGAAGCAAGUACCCAGAGCAAGUAGCUCUCGAGGAAGGGUCAGUUUGAGCAGGGUCCUUACACCUCUGCCUUGAGGGCAGCUGCUCAGUGUGGCCAAAGACACAUAGCCUAGUGAGGGACAGUCCUGCGUCAAUGCCCCCUUCUGCUGCUCCCUCAGAAGCUGUCUCCCGGAGACCCCUGCCAGACUUGCUUCCUCUCUGCUAAGCUCCAGAUUGAACUAGGGCCACAACUCUCUGCACUCCCUGAGCCAUGGGGCCCAGAAUAGGUGAGGGGCCUCAGAUGCCAGACAGGAGUACCAAGGCCACAAUGGGCACAGAAGACUCGCAUGAGAGCAAAGCCAGCAUGGAGCCUCAGGACUUCUGUGAGAAUGCACAACCCCGAGGGCUGUUCCACAGCAUCAAGUUCUUCGUCCUGUGCCACAGUGUACUGCAGCUGGCACAGCUCAUGAUCUCUGGCUACCUCAAGAGCUCCAUCUCCACAGUGGAAAAGCGCUUUGGACUGUCCAGCCAGACCUCAGGGCUGCUAGCUGCCUUCAACGAGGUAGGGAAUACAUCCUUGAUCUUGUUCGUGAGUUACUUCGGCAGCCGAGUACACAGACCCCGUGUGAUUGGCUGUGGGGCUUUCGUGGUGGCUCUGGCAGGCUUGCUCAUGGCGCUCCCACACUUCAUCUCGGAACCAUACCGCUAUGACCACAGCAGCCCUGAAGAUAGGUCACAGGACUUUGAUGCAUCCCUGUGCCUGCCCACGACUGUGGCUCCGGCCUCCACCCUCUCCAAUGACAGCUGUUCCAGCCGCACAGAAGCCAAGCAUCUGACCAUGGUGGGGCUCAUGUUCACAGCACAGACCCUGCUCGGCAUAGGCAGUGUGCCCAUACAGCCCUUCGGUGUCUCCUAUAUUGAUGACUUUGCCCACCAUAGCAACUCACCCCUCUACCUUGGAAUCCUGUUUGCAGCAACCACCAUGGGGCCUGCCGUGGCCUAUGGGAUGGGCAGCCUCAUGCUCCGCCUUUAUGUGGACAUUGACCGGAUGCCAGAAGGAGGUAUCAACUUGACCCCAAAAGACCCCCGAUGGGUGGGCGCCUGGUGGCUGGGCUUCCUCAUCUCUGCGGGACUGGUGGUGCUGGCUGCCAUCCCCUACUUCUUCUUCCCCAAGGAUAUGCCCAAGGAGAAACACGAGCUUCACUUCAGGCGGAAGGUCUUGGCCGGUGCAGCCUCGAUGCUCAGCAAGGGCGAGGAACUCUCCUCUCAGCAGGAGCCUUUAAAGAAAGAGGCUGAACUGGCCCAGGUUGCUCCGGACUUGACGGUGAUCCAGUUUAUCAAAGUCUUCCCUAGGGUGCUGCUGCGGACCCUGCGCCACCCCAUCUUCUUGCUGAUAGUCCUGUCCCAGGUGUGCAUGGCAUCCAUGGUGGCAGGCAUGGCCACCUUCCUGCCCAAGUUCCUGGAGCGCCAGUUUUCCAUCACAGCCUCCUUUGCCAACCUGCUCAUCGGCUCCUUCACUGUCCCCCUGGCCAUCGUGGGCGUCGUGGUGGGAGGCGUCUUAGUCAAACGUCUCCACCUGAGCCCCACGCAGUGCAGCGUCCUCUGCCUUCUCGGGUUGCUGUCGUGUCUGCUGCUCAGCUUGCCACUCUUCUUCAUUGGCUGCUCUACCCACCAUAUUGCAGGCAUCACCCGGGACCUGGGUGGGCAGCCAGGGCCAAGCCUGUUUCCUGGCUGUGCUGAGCCUUGCUCCUGCCAAUCGGAUGACUUUAACCCUGUUUGCGACGCCAGUGCCUACGUGGAGUACACCACACCCUGCCAUGCUGGCUGCACACGUCGCGUGGUCCAGGAGGCUCUGGGCAGAAGCCAGGUAUUCUACACCAACUGCAGCUGUGUGGCAGGGGAUGGCACGGUGCCUGCCGGUUCCUGCGAGUCAGCCUGCAGCCACCUGGUGCUGCCCUUCCUUCUCCUGAUGAGCCUGGGGACAGCAGUGGCCUCUGUCACCCACACACCUUCCUUCAUACUCAUCCUAAGGGGAGUGAAGAAAGAAGAUAAGACCCUGGCAGUGGGAAUGCAGUUCAUGUUCCUGAGAUUAUUGGCUUGGAUGCCUAGCCCCGUGAUCCACGGCAGCGCCAUCGACACCACCUGUGUGCACUGGGCCCUGAGCUGUGGCCGGCGAGCCGUCUGCCGCUACUAUGACCAUGACCUGCUCCGAAACCGAUUCAUAGGCCUCCAGUUCUUCUUCAAAAGUGGAGCCCUGGUGUGUUUUGCCUUAGUUUGGGCCGUCUUGAGGCAGCAAGACAAAGAGGCCCGCGCCAAGGUCACUGUGAAGAGCUCUGACCUGCAGCAGCAGCUGUAAGCAUCAGGACCACAGAAGAAACCCAAGGGUCCCAGAAGGCCGACAUUCCCAGCCCCGCCCUAACCAGGAAUGGCAGCCACGGCCAUGCAUCUUCUGAGCCCUUUGCCAAAGACGACCAAAGCAGCACCUGCGCCGUGAGAAGCACCGCCUCCCCGUGCUGGUUCCUCUGCUAAAUUACAAAGUGACUUUGAACAAGUUCCGGGCUUUGCUUGCUCUUUGGAACCAAGGCGUUGUUGUGUUGGCCAUUUCUCAAGCAAGAGGGUCAUCCUCAUUCCUUCCCCCAGCCAGAUUGACAAGCUGGCCCCAAGUGGUGGUGGGGAGGAACUUCCUCUCUGAUGCUAGAAUCGGGAGGUAGGCCGACUAGAUCAUGCUUCACUUCACACAGAACCUGAGCCCAGCUCUGCCGCUUGUGGAGUCCCUCCCCACGCUUAAGCAGGAGGUAGACUCCAGCUCUCAGGCUCCCGCUGUGCCCGUCUCUGCAGUCCUGUUAGGUACCGGCCUUCUCCCCUAGCCCUGGCCGCCUUCAAGAAGUGUCCAUCUGGCGCCCCCUGGAGGCAGAGUUCAGAGAGGAGAUUAUGGAGAGCCCCAAAUGCGGGAGGGAGGAGGACACCGUAUUUGUGGUCAGGAGCCUUAGCCGGGGUGGGAGGGGGGCUCUCUGGUUCAGAAGGUCUCCGCUUUUGUCUUCAGGAAGCCACGGUUGUUGAAAGGGAGGUCUAGCCUUUCCUUUAGAGGCCUGUAACUUCAGAGACCACUUUAAAUUUGGACCCGCACCUCCUGAAUGAGUGUCGUCAGGACCGCACACAUUUACCGGAGGCCUCCAAAGUCACCGUGGCUCUUGGGAGAAGAAUCCUGGUCCAUUUCUGGGAGGCUUUGCAGCAAAUACCUGAUUUUGUGAUAUCCAAGGCGACCGCUGGUUCUCUGAGCUCUCUGGGUCAGUGUGAGGGCUAGAGGCAGAGAAGAGCAAAGCUCAGUCCUGCACAGAGAGCAGUGGUGCAGCCUUCUUGGGCCAGGAUUCCUGGGACCCCCAAUCCUUCUCCAUGCCAGGUCUGUCUGGCUUUCUGGCCAGUUGCCUCCAGGUAGCAGAAGAGAAAGCCCUCAUCUGCUCCCAGCCAGGUCUGCUGGUACCAUACACCCCACCCGUGUGGCCACGAAGGGAGGUAGGGAGCUAGCAACAGCCUCCCUGUGUGCCUAGCUCUUAGCCAAUGGAUAAGGUACUUGUCCCCUGUGCAGAAGGGACUGCAGAAGCCCUCAUUCCUGCCAGGCAUGUUGCCACACAUCUGUGACCUAGCAUUUGGAGACUAGAAGACGAGGAGUUCAAAUGCCAUUCUCAGCUACAUAGUGAGUUUGAGUCUAACCUGGGCAACAUGAGAAAGUCUCAAAAAAUCUAAAAAGAAUAAAGAGAAGAGGGAAAGAAGAGAAGAGGAGGAGGAAGGAGAGCCUGGUCACUAAUCUGUAUCACAGUUGAGCGUUUAGCCAGUACCUGAGCCUACACUGAUCAGUGCCAAGAAUUUUGAAGUCACUUUCACCAAGACAAGUCUGUUAGUGGGUUUUCAUUCUGUCUGCUCUCCCGCUCCCCAGGUCGCACAGGGAUAGCCCGGCUGUAUGCAUACGGCCCAUUAUUGAAUUUGUCUUUGCAUAAUGCCUCUUUCACAACAAAAAUUUAUCCUUCUAAACUGCAUUAGAGGUUUGCGUCAGCCACAUCUCUUCCAGUUACUUAGACUUCCGCCUCACCAGGUUUAUUCACUCUGGCAUCUUGCAUUGUCUUCUCUCUUUAUAUUCUGGUUUAAUUUUUCCUUUGACUGGCUUAUUUCCUCUAGUAAUGGUUUUGAAAAUGGA
Psammomys obesus (fat sand rat) is the source of this 4210-nucleotide messenger RNA. It is a transcript of the gene Slco2b1, whose product is annotated as solute carrier organic anion transporter family member 2B1. Gene Ontology annotation, molecular function: protein binding; bile acid transmembrane transporter activity. The record is from RefSeq and is a predicted model, not a curated record. Gene Ontology annotation, cellular component: membrane. Gene Ontology annotation, biological process: sodium-independent organic anion transport; bile acid and bile salt transport; transmembrane transport. Lineage: Eukaryota; Metazoa; Chordata; Mammalia; Rodentia; Muridae. The transcript is spliced from 14 exons. The coding region runs from base 290 to 2374 and encodes 694 amino acids.